UUUUUUUUUUUUUAUGUUUAGUUGGUCCAGUGAGUUGUUUUCAAGUUGUUUUUUUAGUUAUUUUUCCAAAAAACCGUAUUUUCGUAAUUAUGAAACUUUGAAAAUCGUAUUUUUGAAAACUUGAGUGCGUAUUUUUUUUUUUAAAAUAAGAACGGUACAAAAGUAAAAAAAAUGUGUAUUUAAGAACAAAAAUCUUUUUCUAAUAUAUAUAUAUAUGGAAAAGUUCUCAAUGGUUAUUACCCACACAUGGGUACCUAGAUAAAUGUGCAAAUAUGCUGACAUGUCAUGUAGGUGACUUGGUACAUCAAGUUACCAACAAGUAAAGAUUCUUUUUUUUUUAGCAUAGAUUCUUUUUUUUUUUUGCAUUAAUUUCGAAAUUGGCUUUUUUUUUUUGGUCAUUAGGAAUGGUGAUUCCAACCAAUAAGAGGUCAAAAUUGCUUUUAGAUCGCGCUCGUCGGUAUAGAUCUCCUAUGAAAAGUUUGGAGUCGUCCUCUUCAAUGUUCGAAAGUAGAACUCGGCGUUGUCUUCAUAGUGAAUCUUAUUGUUCUUUUUGUAAGGAAUACGAAAACCAUGUAUGUGUAGAUGAGGUAGACCGUGAUGUUCCUAUCCUACCAUGGAGUUUUGUCAUACCUGAUGAAGAUGGUGAUGCAAUGACUAUUAAUAUACCAUCAGAUGUAAACAAAGGGAACCUUCAAAUUCCAGACCAUGUAAAAUGUGUAUGUAUUAUUAUUAUUUUUUUAUUAUUAUUUUAAUUAUUUUUGAAAUUUUAUAUUAGUUUAUUUUUUACAGGUUGGGGUGGCAAAAGUAAAUGAUUUGCUCACAAUGGUUGUUGGUUUGCAAAAUAUUUUAAUUACAAAGAUCCUUGAAUCUAGAGAUAGGUUAAAUGGUUUAAAUAAUAUUAUCCAUCAACUUCGUCGUUGUCUGGUUGGUAUAUCUUAAUUAAUUUCAAAAUUUUACAGUAUGAAACAUUAUCUGGUUGGUAUAUGUUUAUCUAAUUUUAUUUAUUUAUUUAUUGUUUUGUACAGCAACUAUGUGAAGCAUCUCAAAUAUCUGAAGACCGUAGUCAAGAUAUCAUUGAUAGUAGCAAUGUAAUCAAUAAAUAGGGAGAUGUGGAGGAGUAAUUUGGUUUACUUUUGUAUUUUUAUAUUGUUGAUCGAAAUAAGUUUGUUUAAUUUCCAAUGUAGCAUUUUAAAUAUUAUUUGGUGCAAGUAUAUGUAAUUUCCAAUGAACU
This is a messenger RNA of Humulus lupulus (European hop), 1231 nucleotides long. RefSeq lists its product as uncharacterized. The transcript is spliced from 3 exons. The record is from RefSeq and is a predicted model, not a curated record. Lineage: Eukaryota; Viridiplantae; Streptophyta; Magnoliopsida; Rosales; Cannabaceae. The coding region runs from base 405 to 752 and encodes 115 amino acids.